AUGAAGAUGUUAAGACGUUUCCUCUUGAUUGCAUACCUUAUUAGUGGCAUGGUAGCCUUCACGGCAGUUCAAGCUCAAACUGAAUCAGGGUUCAUCAGCAUAGAUUGCGGAGUGCCUGCUAAUAUGACUUACACAGACAAAACAACCGGCUUGACUUACGUUUCAGAUUCAAAUUUCAUCGAAAACAACAUAGGUGAAACCCAUACAAUAUCACUUGAAUACCAUUCGCCCAAUAUUGAGAACCAAUUUUCAACUUUAAGAAGUUUUCCUCAAGGAUACAAAAAUUGCUACACCCUAAAGCCAGCAGAUGGAAAAGGGUACAAAUAUUUGAUAAGGGCAAGAUUCUUGUACGGAAAUUAUGAUGAAAGAAUGAUUGUGCCGGAGUUUGAUUUGUACAUUGGGACUAAUAAAUGGGGGACUGUGAAAUUGGAUAAUGCAUCACAUGUUGGGAGCAUGGAGAUCGUAUAUAUUUCAACUUCAACUUAUAUAUUUGUGUGUAUAGUGAAUACAGACCAUGGCACACCCUUUAUUUCGGCUUUGGAACUUAGGCCUUUGAAGAAUUCUACGUACACCCCUACUCGGGCAGCUGUUCUAUAUCAACGCUUGGAUUUAGGUUCCACCACCAAUAAAUCGGUCAGAUUUCAAGAGGAUGUAUAUGAUCGUAUAUGGCAGCCCUAUAAUAUGGGAGAUGCCAAAAUUUUAAGCACAUCGCUGACAGUAGACUCUGGUACCGUAAUCAAUUACACCCCACCAUCAAGUGUUUUGGCCACCGCUAUGAUCCGAGAAAAUGUGACUAUUGAGCCUGAAGAUCCCACUGCUAAAUACUACGUGUACAUGCACUUUGCUGACCUAGAAAAGCUUCAAGCAAAUGAGUCAAGAGAAUUUUUAAUCUAUGAAAACGACAAGUUGUGGAAUGGCAAUGAUCAACCUUUUGCUCCUGAAUACUUGUACACCACUACUAGAUUUAGCACUUCCCCAGUCAGUGGCAACAGAAUAAACUACUUGUUCAAACAAUCUACCACAUCUACACACCAACCUAUCCUCAAUGCUCUUGAGAUUUUUAUUGUUCAGAAUUUCUCACAACCACAAACAUAUGAACAAGACGUACACAUAUUUAACAAACGUAAUCAUUGCCAUUUUUUUGGAGGGAGUGUUAUGUAA
Molecule: messenger RNA, 1161 nt
Organism: Cannabis sativa
Lineage: Eukaryota; Viridiplantae; Streptophyta; Magnoliopsida; Rosales; Cannabaceae
Product: putative leucine-rich repeat receptor-like protein kinase At2g19210
Exons: 4
Coding region: 1-1161 (386 amino acids)
Source: RefSeq, a predicted model, not a curated record